Messenger RNA from Cataglyphis hispanica, 5518 nucleotides. It is a transcript of the gene Gcn2, whose product is annotated as eIF-2-alpha kinase GCN2. Gene Ontology annotation, biological process: regulation of translational initiation by eIF2 alpha phosphorylation; DNA damage checkpoint signaling. The record is from RefSeq and is a predicted model, not a curated record. The transcript is spliced from 13 exons. Bases 477 to 5339 code for a protein of 1620 amino acids. Gene Ontology annotation, cellular component: cytosol. NCBI's taxonomy places the organism in Eukaryota, Metazoa, Arthropoda, Insecta, Hymenoptera, Formicidae. Gene Ontology annotation, molecular function: protein binding; eukaryotic translation initiation factor 2alpha kinase activity; ATP binding.
AUGUGUACACUGUGCAAAAACAGUAGUACAGUACAACAACAGUACUGCAUAUCGACAUGUGAAAAAUCAAAUGUUAUUUUGUAAUUUUGUGUGAUUUUAUUUGUAGAUCAAAGAGCUAGUUAAACUUGAAGCAUAGAAAAAAACUUAUUUUUUUAGAAAACAUUGCGUAUCACGAAGCAAAUCGCGAUGUAAUUGCACAUGAGGGAUUCAAGUGAAGAAACAGUUUUUCGAUUUGAUUCAUUUAUUACACGUGCAUUUUUUACACGUGCGUUUAUCGAAAUAUAUGUACAUACAUAAAGAUUGUAACGUUCCAAUCGCGCCAAUUACUCACGCUUUAUGUCAAUUUUAUUUUUGAGAUUUAUAAUACCGAAAUGUUAUGUAUAUAUGAGUUUAAAUAUGAGAUUUUUGUCAAAUUCUUUUGUUAAGUUCUAAAAUUCACUAAUCUAUGUAAAAUGGGUGAAUAGCAGCAUUACAAGAUGUCUCAUAUUGAAUCGUGUAAGGAUCGGCAGCAAAAUGAAUUAGAAGUUUUGAAGUCCAUUUUUGGUGACGAAUUACGUGAUUUGAGAAAGAACAAGAAUAAAAAAAAAUGGCAACCCUUAGAUAUUGUUGUUACCUUGACCCCACAAAAAGGUAUGUCUGGACCAGCAGAAAUCUAUGCACAAAUAGAUUUACAUAUUAUAUGCAGCGACAAAUAUCCUGAUGAAGUACCAACUAUUCAAUUACAAGAUAGCAGAGGUCUGUCUCAUCAACAAGUGGCAAUUUUAUCAUCGGAACUUGAGAACUUGGCAGAAAAAUUGAAGGGUGAAGUUAUGAUCUUUGAAUUUAGUCAACAUGUUCAAAAAUACUUGCAUGAGCAUAAUAAACCGGGUUAUAGUAGUUUUUAUGAAGAAAUGGUAUCAAGACAUCAGGAAAGGAUACAGUAUGAGAUGCAGGAAAAACAAAUGAAAGAAGAUAAAGAAAGACAGGUACUGCAAGAUGCCAUACAAAAACGUCAGGAAGCUCUGAAAGCCGAGAUGCGUAAUCGAAAAGAAACAAUCCGAUUGGCCACAGAUUCUGAUACUGUCUUUAGAUCCAUACCAUCAUCUCCGCACGAAAAAGGAAUAAGCCGCUUUAGACGUAGAUGCGUUAGCACGUCGGAAAGUUCUGAAGGAUCAUUAUGCGAGCAUAGGGGUACCAAGCUUCUGCAUUUUGACAGUAAUAAAGGUGAAAGACAAGUACAUCGAGGGAAAUGCUUGGGUCACAGUGCAAAAGGUUCUGUGGUAUACGCCGGCGUAGAUAUGACUACUGGAGAAUUAUUGGCUAUCACAGAGUGGACAUUAAAAUGUGCAAUGUCGAAUGAAUGCGAUUCUACUCAAGAAACUAUCGAUAUACAUCACGUCAUGAAGCAAAUUGCUAGUUUGGAACAAGAACUCAAUCAUUUGUACAAACUGCAUCAUCAAAAUCUUGUACAUUAUUUAAAUAUGAAAUAUUUACAGAAUAACAACAAUGUAGUAAUUUACAUACUACAAGAGUUUGUGGUUGGAACCACAUGCUCCGUUUUCUUGAUGGCAAACAUUCCAAUCGAUAUCGACACAUUGAGGUAUUUAGCAAGUGGUGUUCUCGAGGCAUUACGAUAUCUUCAUGAAAAUAAUGUGGUGCAUAAAGAUUUACGCGACACCAGUGUUUAUAUAGAUCGCAUGGGUGUUGUAAGAUUAUCCGAUUACUCUUUAGAUAAGAGAUUAUCAGACAUGUAUCAUUCAAAUUCUUUAGCAAAGACUGAACAUGAUUUUCCAACAAUUCAAGGCCGAGGAGGUAAGAAGGCAGACAUAUACAGGUUUGGAAUCUUAUUGCUUUCAUUGUUAAAAGGAACUAUCAUAUCUGGAGAGGAAAUCGAUCUAACUGAAAUCUCACAGCUUCACUUGAGAGAUUUUAUUUCAAAGUGUCUUAUCGACGACGAGAGAAUGCGUUGGUCCGCGGAACAGCUAUAUCAACAUAGUUUUAUAAAAACGCCGUUAGAACGAGGUUUAUCACCCUUAACGCCGGUUCAUAAUGAAAAAGAGAAAGAUUUAGAACCAGAGGAACCGGAUAACGAUAUUCAAUUGCAUUUGCCGUCGAUGGAUGGACAAUCGCGAAUACAAAACGAAUUUGAAGUUUUAAAAUGGUUAGGAAAAGGAGCCUUUGGCGAUGUCUUGAAAGUGCGAAAUAAAUUAGAUGGUGGGAUCUAUGCUAUCAAACGAAUAAAACUGAAUCCGAAAAAUAAACAACUGAAUAAGAAGAUUACACGCGAAGUGAAAUUGCUCUCAAGAAUGAAUCAUGAAAAUGUUGUACGUUAUUAUAAUUCAUGGAUCGAAAGUGCUACUCUGGAUGAUUCUGCUAGGCAUAAUCAAUUUACACCAGUUACUACAUCUUCAGAUAGAACGGCCACUAUACAAGAUAAAAUAGACAUAGUCAAUCAAUUGGAAAAUGAUGAAAUAGAAAAAUUUGCUCCACCUUUACGCGAUGUGGAAUGGAAUAUAUCGUACGAAUCUCGGGCAAAUGAUACUGAUAGUGAUGAUAACAGUGAUACCUCGACUGAUUCUGAUAGUGAAGAACAUUGCACCUUUUUAAUGCGAACCUUUCUAUGUAUUGAGUCUUCCGAUAGUAUCGAGUUUGAGAGAGAUAGCAUAUCACAUAAGUCUGCAAUGACACCGGAUGUUUCAAAAAAUGAUGCUAAAGACGAUGAAUCUGCUAGUGAAGACGUAACUGUAAAAGAAAUACAAUUUAUGUAUAUACAAAUGGAAUUUUGUGAGAAAAGCACAUUAAGAACUGCCAUAGAUAACGAUUUAUAUGAAGACGAGGAACGUGUCUGGAGAUUAUUUCGAGAGAUUGUAGAAGGUUUAGCACAUAUUCAUCAGCAGGGUAUGAUACAUAGAGAUUUGAAACCUGUAAACAUCUUUCUCGAUAGUAACGAUCAUGUCAAGAUAGGAGACUUUGGAUUAGCCACAACUAAUAUAUUAUCGACGUUAGUUCAGACGAUUGAUGCUGACAAAGAAUCACAAUUCGAGAAAGGUGGAAGUUUUGACAUAGAGGAAUUAGGAUCUCUUACUGGUCAAGUUGGUACAGCUUUAUAUGUAGCUCCUGAACUUUCUGCCAAAACUGCCAAAGCAAUCUACAAUCAAAAAGUGGAUAUUUACAGCUUGGGAAUUAUCUUUUUUGAAAUGACAUAUAAACCGUUAACUACUGGAAUGGAACGCGUAAAAGUUUUAUUGAAUUUACGCUCCAAAGAAAUCAUCUUUCCUUCUGACAUAGUGGAAACAGAUAUGCCACAUCAAGUUCACAUUAUACGCUGGCUGUUGAAUCACGAUCCGAGUCAACGUCCCACCGCCCAAGAAUUGCUCUCUUCUGCGUACUUGCCGCCACCUCAAUUAGAAGAGACGGAAUUGCAAGAAAUGGUGCGCCAUACAUUAUCCAAUACUCAAAGUAAAGCAUACAAAUAUUUAGUGGCAUCGUGUUUCACGCAAGACGUUACGCCGGCCGAGGAUAUUACUUAUGACAUGAAUUUGCCCGCUAGGGGAAUGUCAAGCGUUCUUUCCUCAAAAAAGCAAGUUCUGCAAGAAAACGUGAAGCAAAAGAUCGUCGAGAUAUUUCAAAAGCAUGGCGGAAUAUGUCUCACGACUCCGUUACUAAUGCCCAAGUCCGUUCAGCAUUCUAAUUUUACCGAGCACAGUGUGAAACUGAUGACGCGUACCGGUAGCAUCGUUUCUAUACCGCACGAUCUCCGUACUCCUUUCGCCCGAUACAUUGUGUGGAACAAUAUUUCGCAUAUUCGAAGAUACGCUAUCGAACGUGUCUUCAGAGAUAAAAAGGCUCGAGGAGGAUUUCAUCCAAGGGAAUUGUAUGAAUGCGCUUUCGACAUCAUUAGUCCUAUAGACAACUUAAUGACCGAGGCUGAACUGAUUUUUAUCAUAUGGGAGAUCUUUAAUGAAUUACCGCAGAUCCGCGAAUAUAAUUUCAUUGUGCGUUUGAAUCACACGUCAUUGUUGCAAGCCGUACUGAUGUACUGCGGCGUGGAGAAGGACAAGUAUCAGGAUAUAUAUUCUAUACUGCAGGACGCUCGCGAUGGAAAAUUAACGAAAUUCCAAGUCCAAACGCAUUUGAUAAGCUUGUGCCUUACCGAUCAAGCUAUGGAAACGCUUUUCAAUUUACUCGAAACAGAAAGCUCUGUUGCGAAAAUCUCUAGUGUCUUGAGAACAAUAACGAAAAGAAAAGGGGACGUCGCGGGCUUAGCCAAAGAGGGCUUGAAAGAUAUAGAGGCUGUAAUAUCUAAUGUAGAAGGUUUGGGUGUUAAGUGGCCUAUUACCGUCGUACCUUUAUUAACGUAUAAUGUACAACAAUACAGUGGUGUAAUAUAUCAGAUAACUUGCGAAUUAAAACAUAGACGAAAACGAGGUGGUCAGGAUGUCAUAGCUGCGGGUGGUCGAUAUGAUAAGAUGCUGAUGUCAUUUAGAAAGGUUUUGGAACGUACCGGAAUGGCGAGUAAGGAAACAAAGCAAUACGGCGCUGGUAUCAGCAUAUCAUUAGAUAAAUUGGUAUCUGUCGUUACCGAAGCAUGCGAGAAUCAAAAUGGUGAGAGUAAAUGCGGCUGCAUUGAUGUAGCUGUAUGUUGCGAGAGUGAUCCAGGAAGCGAAGGGAGAAGGGAAAGAGACAUGAUUAAUAUAUUGCGAGAAAUCUGGUCAUUAGGAUUGAAAGUAACGAUAUUGGAUCUAUGUACUAUGGAAGAAAUAUUAGAGUACUGCCGAGAAAAUUCUAUAAGUCAUAUAGUAUUGUUAAGAAAUGGUACAUUAAAGAUACAAACGUGGGAGAGAGAUCGAUUUCAAGAGAAAAAAUGGAAUACUAUACAAGAUAUUAUCGAAUAUUUACAACGACAAUCGGAAACCGCGCUACCGAUAUUAAAUAGAUCUGAAAGUAAAGUGAGCGCGAAUGAUGUAUCGCUAGCGCCGAGUAAUCCGGUCAACGCUAAUAUCAAUUUUAUCCUUUCUGAUCGCGACAAGCUAUCCGGAAGUGGUAGAAGAAGUUUUAAGAAUACUAUAUUAGCACAAAUGUCAUCCUACUUGCAAAGAAUAUCACAUAAAGUUCCUGUAGAAAUCUUUGCAGUUUUUUUGGAAAUGUCCGUUAUAAGAACGAUAAUCAGUUUUCUAGAAAUUGACGAGGAAGAACAGAUAUUUCAAAAGAGCAUUCAAAUCGUGAUAGACAAACAUCCACGGCAUAAAAAAUACAUUAAACAGAUAUGUGAGGAAAUGAAGGAAUUACGAAAUGAAAAAUCAAAGCCUGUAGAGAUAUUAUAUAGUUUAAUAGAUAGUGCAUACAUGACCCUUCUAUAAGUGAUAUUAUCGAAAUCGAAAAAUAUAUUUUUUCAUAAUAAAUGUGAAAUCAUUGAGAUGAUGAGUGAUCGGAAUGUAUGUAUAUCAAUAUAAGACUAGAUACUUAAGUAUUUUUUGUACUGCAUUAUAUAUAUUUGUAAGUGUAAAAUGUUUAAUAAAUAAAAUUACAUAUGUCUUAU